UAUAACAAAUUUAUUGACUGUGAAAGACGACAUUUAUGAUCACAAACUCGAUAACACAUAACACUGUAUUGACCCCGGAACUUUGUGUUGACCGUCGUCAUGGAAGACGGAAGUUGGUGUAGAGUGUGCGGCCUCUGGAUCUCUGGCAGACCAAGCUGGCUGAUGACAGUAGCCAUGCCCAUGCUAGCUGUAGUUGCUACAGUAGCCAUGCCCACGCUAGCCGGUAUAACCACCCUAGUAAUGCCCAUGCUACAUGUAGAUGCCACUGUAGCCAUGCCCCUGCUAGCUGUAGUUGCUACAGUAGCCAUGCCCACGCUAGCCGGUAUAAUCACCGUAGUAAUGUCCAUGCUACAUGUAGAAGCCACUGUAGCCAUGCCCAUGCUAGCUGUAGUAGCUACAAUAGCCAUGACUACGCUAGCCGAAGUAGCAAUGCCCACGUUAGCCAUAGUAACCACCGUAACCAUAAGGACAGUAACCAUAGUAUGCAUAGUAGUAGGAACAGUAACCAUAUCCACCAUAGCCUCUGUACCCAUAAUAACCUCCGUACCCACCAUAGCCUCUGUAUCCGACAUAGCCUCUGAAUCCACCAUAACCUCCAUAACCUCUAUACCCGCCAUAACCUCUGUAUCCGCUGUAGCCUCUGUACCCGCCUCUGUAUCCGCCUCUGAAACCCCCACCACCCCCUCUGCCAUAACGUGGAUCAGGGUCGGGCUGUGCCUCAGGUGAGGGGUCGGGCUGUGCCUCAGGCGAAGGGUCGGGCUGUGCCACAGGUGAGGGGUCGGGCUGUGCCACAGGUGAAGGGUCGGGCUGUGCCACAGGUGAGGGGUCGGGCUGUGCCACAGGUGAAGGGUCGGGCUGUGCCACAGGUGAGGGGUCGGGCUGUGCCACAGGUGAAGGGUCGGGCUGUGCCACAGGUGAGGGGUCGGGCUGUGCCACAGGCGAAGGGUCGGGCUGUGCAUCAGGAGCGGGGAUGGCCACAGCCAGCCCCAGCAACAG
Molecule: messenger RNA, 996 nt
Organism: Procambarus clarkii (red swamp crayfish)
Lineage: Eukaryota; Metazoa; Arthropoda; Malacostraca; Decapoda; Cambaridae
Source: RefSeq, a predicted model, not a curated record